This is a messenger RNA of Heteronotia binoei (common prickly gecko), 1893 nucleotides long. RefSeq names its product keratin, type I cytoskeletal 47 kDa-like. The record is from RefSeq and is a predicted model, not a curated record. Gene Ontology annotation, molecular function: structural molecule activity. The coding region runs from base 70 to 1860 and encodes 596 amino acids. The transcript has 8 exons. NCBI's taxonomy places the organism in Eukaryota, Metazoa, Chordata, Lepidosauria, Squamata, Gekkonidae.
CCAAGGAUAGCUUCUACUUAAGCUGCAUUGCUGUGCAGGGAAGGUCCUCUGGAUAUUAUACCACCAAAAAUGAGUUUCUUUAGUCACUCUUCCAAACAAGGCUCUAGCUCCUGCAGCAACAGAGGACUGGUGAGAACAUCAGGCAGCGGAACAUGCAGCUUAAGUGGUAGUUCUGGUGGAAGGGUCUUUGGUGGAAGUUCCAGCAGUGGCGGUGGUGGUGCACGGGGCUCUGGUGGAAGCAUGUGCAACGUCAAUAAGGCAUCUGGGGGUCAAGGGAGAUGGAAUUCUAGUGGCACAGCGUGCAAUGCUGCUGGGUCCUGGGGGUCGAGUCCUGUAUGGGGUGUGUCUGGAUGUGGUGCAACUGGAGGCUUUAAUGGAUUUGGCGGUGGAGAGAGUGGCUUGCUUUCUGGUGAUGAAAAGCAAACCAUGCAAAACCUCAAUGACCGCUUGGCAGCCUACUUGGGCAAAGUCCACGCCCUAGAGGAAGCUAACACUGACCUUGAGGAGAAAAUCGCAAAGUGGUACAAGAAGCGGGGAGAAGGAACCAGUGAUGGAGGGUCACGUGAUUAUAGUAAAUAUUAUACCGUCAUUGAGGACAUUCGGAAACAGAUAAUUGCUGCAGUUACAGACAAUGGAAAAGUCAUUUUGCAAAUCGACAAUGCAAGACUGGCUGGUGCUGACUUUCAACUCAAGUAUGACAAUGAAGUGUCCCUCCGCCAGAGUGUGGAAGCUGACAUUAAUGGCCUGCGUAGGGUCCUUGAUGAAAUGACUAUGAGCAGGAGUGAUCUUGAAAUGCAGAUUGAAAACCUGACUGAGGAGCUGCAAUAUAUUAAGAAGGCUCACGAGGAGGAUAUGAAUUCUGCAGUGGAUGAUACUGCUGGAGAUAUAGAUGUAAAGAUGAAUGCUGCACCUGGAGUUGACCUGACUGCUCUUCUCAACAAGAUGAGAGCUGGAUAUGAGGCCAUUGCUGAGGAGAACCGAAAAGACAUUGAAAUGUGGUUCAACGAACAGAGUCAAGAACUGAACAGGCAGAUCAGCAGCAGUGUUGAAGAGACCAGCACAAACAAGAGUGAGAUUACAGAACUGAGGCGCAGUCUGCAAAACCUAGAGAUUGAAUGGCAAUCACAGCUGUCUCUGAAACAAUCUCUUGAGGCCUCUUUAGCAGAGGUCGAAGGUCAAUACUGUACCCAGCUUUCUCAAAUGCAAGGAGCAAUAAGCAAUGUGGAAGGUCAAGUGCAGCAAAUCAGAGAUGAUAUGGAGAGCCAGAACAGAGAAUAUCAGCAGCUCCUAGACAUCAAGAUCCGCCUAGAGAGUGAGAUCGAAACUUACCGCAGCCUGAUGGAUGGCGAAGAGAGUGAUUUUGGAUCUGGAAGUACUACUGCAUCUAGUGCGUCAGGAAUACGAAAUGUGGGAAACUUCACACAAGUUAGAUCUAGAGAACCAGAAUCAACAAAUUUGAGAUCUAGAGACCAAUCAUCUUCCAACUUUGGAUCUAGCACAUCAGGAUCUGAAGAUUCAAGAUUCAGGGCUUUGGGAGCUACAGAUGGAAGAUCCAGAGGUUUGGGUUCUUCUCAGUCUCCAUCUAGAAAUUUUGGAUCGGCAGAUUCAAGGUCUAGAAAACAAGAAUCUGCCACCACUCAGGCCCAGGUCUCCAGACAUGGAGAGUCAGGAUCUAGGAUUUCAGGAUCUGCAAGCUCAAGAUCAAGUUUUGAAAGUUCUGAUGACUCAGGAUCAAGAAGUGGGAGCACUACCAGAGAUCAACAAAAAACAAGAGUGAUCAAGACAAUCGUGGAAGACAGAAUUGGUGACCAAGUUAUCUCCACUCGUGUCCAAUCUGUAGAAGAAAAACCAAUAAAAUAAGCCAUCUCUUAAAAGUCUAUAGGAAGACUUUUA